Messenger RNA from Sclerotinia borealis F-4128, 2427 nucleotides. The record is from the annotation of a GenBank genome assembly. NCBI's taxonomy places the organism in Eukaryota, Fungi, Ascomycota, Leotiomycetes, Helotiales, Sclerotiniaceae.
AUGAAGUCCUGUGGACUUCUCAAGAGUAGUGGUCUGGCUAUUAGAAGGACUAAUAUCACAACCCUUCUAAGACCGAUAAGCGGACGAACUCUUGCAACUGUGAAUACGAACAAUUCGACAUACAAGCCUGAUAUCGAAUCCCGCACUCCCCCCUACCCGAAACUCCUCAAACGACUCCAUGAGGUUCGAAGAGUAUUAGGUCCUUCAAGAAGCUUGACCCUUGCGGAAAAGAUUUUAUAUUCCCAUCUCGACAACCCAGAAGAAUCACUCUUGUCAAACACCGACAAUGGACUCAACAUCAGAGGAAAUGCAAAUCUUAAGCUCAAGCCAGACAGGGUUGCUAUGCAGGAUGCGUCGGCACAAAUGGCAUUAUUGCAAUUCAUGACGUGCAAACUGCCUUCUACUGCUGUGCCAGCCAGUAUUCAUUGCGACCAUAUGAUUGUUGGACAGAGAGGAGCAGAUGUCGAUCUUCCAGAGUCGAUCAAGGGCAAUAAAGAAGUUUUCGAUUUUCUGGAAUCUGCGGCGAAGAAAUAUGGUAUCGAGUUUUGGCCUCCUGGAGCAGGAAUCAUUCAUCAAACUGUGUUGGAAAAUUAUUCAGCCCCUGGCUUGAUGAUGCUUGGCACAGACAGUCACACCCCAAACGCUGGUGGAUUAGGAGCCAUUGCUAUUGGUGUUGGUGGAGCUGAUGCUGUGGACGCAAUGGUCGAUGCGCCAUGGGAGUUAAAAGCUCCAAAAAUUCUGGGAGUGAGACUUGAAGGGGAACUGAGUGGUUGGGCGUCUCCUAAGGAUGUUAUCCUAUACUUGGCAGGCAAAUUGACUGUCCGCGGUGGAACUGGAUAUAUUAUAGAAUAUCAUGGACCGGGAGUUGACUCGUUGAGCUGUACUGGAAUGGCAACGAUAUGCAAUAUGGGUGCUGAGGUCGGUGCUACAACUUCGCUCUUCCCAUUCUCAAAACGCCACGUCCCAUAUCUCGAAUCAACACAUCGAUCCUCUAUCGCUUUACAAGCUCAAGCCAUCGCAGAAAGCCCUUCCCUCCGAAAUCUACUCAGAGCCGAUGAAGGUGCUCACUACGAUGAACUUAUCACCAUCAACCUAUCUACACUAGAACCUCACAUUAACGGACCAGCCACACCUGAUCUGUCUACCCCAUUGUCACAAUUUGCGAAGGCUGUUAAAGCAAAUAAUUGGCCAAAGACAGUAUCCUCGAGCUUGAUUGGUAGCUGCACGAAUAGUUCAUAUCAAGAUAUGGCACGCGCACAGAAUUUGGUCAAGCAAGCUUCGGCCGCAGGCCUCAAGCCAGUCACCGACUUUUUUAUCACCCCCGGUAGUGAACAGAUUAGGGCCACUUUAGAGCGCGAUCAGAUUUCGUCGACGUUCACUGAAGCUGGAGGAAUUGUACUUGCUAAUGCUUGUGGCCCCUGUAUUGGCAUGUGGAGCAGGACAGAUGGAGUUGCCAAGGGUGAGCCAAACGCGAUUUUCACAUCAUACAAUCGAAAUUUCCGAGGCCGUAACGAUGGUAACCCAGAUACUAUGAAUUUCCUUGCUUCUCCAGAGAUCGUCACAGCUAUGUCAUAUUCGGGAAGCACAUCUUUCAAUCCACUUACAGACUCUAUCAUGACCCCGACUGGCAAAGAGUUUCGUUUCGAGCCACCUACCGGUGCUGAACUUCCCCAGGGAGGUUUCGAAGAGGGAAACAAGGAAUUUUUGCCAUUAUCAGGGCCCCCUUCUCCUGAAACACAGGUCGUCGUAUCUCCAACUUCCGAUCGUCUAGCCCUUCUGGAACCAUUCGCGCCAUUCCCAGAAAAUGAUUUAGGUGGACUUCGCGUUCUCUACAAGGUCACCGGAAAGUGUACUACUGAUACUAUUUCUGCUGCUGGACCUUGGCUCAAAUACAAAGGCCAUCUUCCCAACAUCUCUGCCAACACACUCAUCACGGCGAUCAACGCCACAACAGGUGAGGUAAAUGUUGCCUAUGACGUUGAUGGGAGCACAUCUGGUAUCCCAGAACUUGCACAAAAAUGGAAGGAUCAGGGAAAAGAAUGGCUCGUAGUUGGAGAAAGCAACUAUGGAGAAGGUUCAGCACGUGAACACGCAGCACUCCAGCCUCGCUACUUGGGAGGACGAGUUAUUCUCUGCAAGUCAUUCGCACGCAUCCACGAAACAAACUUAAAAAAGCAAGGUGUAGUACCCCUUACCUUCGCUAACGGAGAGGAUUAUGCAAAGAUCGACGCACUUGAUGAGGUCAGCACGAUUGGAUUGUAUGAAAUGUUGAAAAAUGGUGGGAAGGGUGAGGUGAGCCUACGGGUUAAGAAACAUGGGUCUGGGGAGGAAGUUAUUCUCAAGACGAAGCAUACAUUUAGCCCUACUCAAGCCGGAUUCGUAUUGGCAGGCAGCGCCUUGAAUCUUUUGGCAAACGCAAAGAGGUGA